Orycteropus afer afer is the source of this 4293-nucleotide messenger RNA. RefSeq names its product ovostatin-like. The transcript has 32 exons. Gene Ontology annotation, molecular function: endopeptidase inhibitor activity. The record is from RefSeq and is a predicted model, not a curated record. The coding region runs from base 1 to 4293 and encodes 1430 amino acids. Lineage: Eukaryota; Metazoa; Chordata; Mammalia; Tubulidentata; Orycteropodidae.
AUGAAGAAAGAUGAGGAACUAUAUAGCUGGCAGAAAGCAAGUCAUGGAGACAUUCUAGCCAAAGGAUUUAACAUAAAUAUACAAGGAAAGAUGAAAGAGUCAGACAAGGGUAGUAAACUGCUAGCAUUUUCAUUAAAGAAAGUACAGUGGGUCUGUGGGGAAGUGGUGAACACUAAAAUUCGGAAGGUGGAUAAGAAUUUUCUCAAGAAAUUUGCAGAAUUUGAGAUUUUUCCUAUAGGGGAAAAGAGUUGGGCUAUCUGCAGUGUAAAAAUGGAUUUCCUGAUGUUUUCAGAAAAAAAGAGCACUGGUGCUAGCCUUGCCCUAGGUUUACACAGGCAAAUUUCUGUCACCAUUUCCAGGCAAUAUGUGCUGUUGGUCCCCACUGUUCUACAAGAAGGCUCUUUAGAAAAAGUUUGUGCCCAGCUUUUUAAUCUUACUGAAAGUGUUGUUUUGACUGUCUCCAUCAACUAUGGUGAGGUUCAGACCAAAAUAUUAGAAGAACGUGUUACAGGAGAGAAUUUCUUCCAAUGCGUCAACUUUGAGGUUCCUAAGGCCAGAUCUGACCCACUGGCUUUCAUUACAUUCUCUGCUAAAGGAGACACUCUCAACCUAUAUGAAAGAAGAUCUGUGGCAAUCCAGCCCAAAAGAAAUGUGGUCAUUGUGCAGACAGAUAAAAAGAUUUACAAACCUGGACAGAUAGUGAGAUUGCGAAUAGUGUCUCUGAAUGAUCACUUGAAGCCUGUUGAGCAAAAGGAUCCACAUGGCAAUCGAAUACAACAGUGGGACAACGAGGAGUCUUUCAGAGGUCUUGUGCAACUCUCCUUCCCAUUAAUCUUGGAGCCUAUCCUGGGCUGGUAUUCUAUCUCCGUGGAAAUGCUCUCUGGAGAGACAGUGCAUCAGUCCUUCUCUGUGGAAGAAUAUGUGUUACCCAAAUUUCAAAUGACUGUGGAUGUACCAGAAAGUGUCUUAGUUGUGGAACCUGAAUUCAAAGUUAAUAUCUGUGCCUCAUAUACCUAUGGCAAACCUGUGGAGGGGAAAGUUCAACUUAAUGUGUGCAGAGCACCUCCUUAUGUUUCUAGUACUUGCAAAUUUCCUCUCAAUCCACUCUGCAAAAACUUUACCACUCAGUUAGGGAAAGCUGGCUGCAUCUCCCAUCUUAUUAACACAAACACUUUUGAGUUAUAUCGGGAAGGAUACAAGAGUUACCUCGAAGUGCACGCCCUUAUCACAGAACAUGGAACAGGUGUGCAGCUUGCAGGCUUCAAGUAUAUAACAAUAGAUUCAGCAAUGGUGAAGAUUCAAUUUGAGAAUAUGGACAAGGUCUACAAACAAGGAAUUCUGUAUUCUGGCCAGAUUAAAUUACUUCAUCCAGACAACACUCCCAUCCCAAACGAAAUCAUCCAGUUGCACCUGCGGGACACAAUUGUGGGCAACUAUACCACAGAUACAAAUGGCAUUGCUCAAUUUUCCUUGGACACGUCUAAGAUUACAGACCCAAAUAUCACUCUGAAAGCAACCUAUAAGAACAAUGAAAACUGCAAGGUUGAUGGCUGGAUGUUGCCUUAUUACCCUCAGUCGAAGCACUUUGUAGAACGAUUUUACUCCAAGACUAAGAGCUUCCUAAAGAUUGUCCCAGAGAUGGAGGACCUGAGAUGUAACCAGCAGAAGCGGGUGACGGUGCACUACCUUCUCAAUAUGGAAGACUUUGAAGACAAAAAUUACACAGUGACCUUCAAUUAUUUGGUGAUUUCAAAAGGUGUAAUCAUUCUUCAUGGGCAACAUACAGUCAAGAUCAGUGAUCAUGAUAUGAAGGGCAUAUUUUCCAUCCCUAUAGAAGUUAGCUUGGAGUUGGCUCCCUCUGCAGUUAUGCUUGUCUACACUUUACAUCCUGAAGGAGAAAUGGUUGCUGACAGUACCCAAUUCAAAAUUGAGGAAUGUUUCCAAAAUGAGGUCAACUUAAAUUUCUCUAAAGAAAAAAGUUUACCAGGAUCCAAUAUCAGCCUUCAUGUUUCAGCUGCCUCAAACUCUCUUUGUGCUGUUUGGGGUGUAGAUGAAAGUGUAUUGUUACUAUGGAAUUAUAACCAGCUAUCAGCACAAAGUGUAUAUAAUAUGCUAUAUUAUAAGCAACUAUAUGGCUAUUAUUUCGAAGGACUUAACUUAGAGGAUGGCUCUAAAGAUCCAUGUCUCAAACGUGAACAAAUUCUUUACAAUGGAAUUUAUUACACACCUGAAUGGGCUGACUUUGGAAUUGAUGCCUAUGACCUUGUGAAGGCAAUAGGAUUAAAGGUUUUUACCAACUCUCAUUACCGGAAACCAGUGCUGUGCAAGAAUUACAUGUAUCCUGACUAUGAUGUUAAACAAGGUUCAGGAACAGCUACAGCUUCGAAUCAUAUUAUUGAGGGUAACACAGGUUUUAUAUCUUAUACUGAAACUCUGAGGACAUCAUUUCCUGAGACUUGGAUUUGGGAUCUUAUCACCACUGACUCCACAGGGAAAGCCAGUCUUCCUCUUACUGUUCCUGAUACCAUUACACAAUGGAAAGCCAAUGGAUUCUGCCUAGAUGAUAAAACUGGAUUUGGCAUUUCCCCAACCAUCUCCCUGACAGCUUUUCAGCCCUUCUUUGUGGAACUCACUCUCCCCUAUUCAGUUGUUCGAGGAGAAGCAUUCACUCUGAAAGCCAAUGUCUUCAACUACCUGAAUGCAUGUGUUCAGAUUAGUACUGUACUGGAAGCAUCUAGUGCUUACCAAGCCAGACUUCUCCCAACUAAAGAUGAAAAUGUUUGCAUAUGUGGAAGUACUGUCAACCUCACUGUCACUGCUGAAACCCUGCAGAGCAGUACUUGUGGAAAUGGGUCAUUCCUGGCUCUGAAUAAUGGCUGGAGGGAUAUACUGAUCAAAUCAUUGCUGGUAGAGCCCGAAGGUAUUGAAAAGGAGAUGACGCAGGGCUCACUUAUUUGCACAAAUGGAUCCACAGUAUCUCAAUCAGUGGUGCUACCAUCACCAGAAAAUCUUGUGAAAGAUUCAUCUAGAGCUUAUUGGUCUGUUCUUGGAGACAUUCUCAGCUCUGCUAUGCAAAACUUACAUCAUCUUCUCCGAAUGCCUUUUGGUUGUGGAGAGCAGAAUAUGGCUCGAUUCGCUCCCAAUAUUUACAUCUUGGACUAUCUGAAUCAGACUCAACAACUAACAGAAGAGAUAAAAUUCAAGGCUAUUGGAUACCUGAUAGAAGGUUAUCAGAAGCAACUGUCUUAUAAAAACGCGGAUGGAUCAUAUAGUACCUUUGGAUAUAAAUAUCAACAAGGAAACACAUGGCUUACUGCAUUUGUUUACAAAUCAUUUGCACAAGCUAAACGCUACAUUUAUAUUGAUGACAAAGUUCAGUCCCAUACACUUAUUUGGCUUGUAAAUAAUCAGAAAUCAGAUGGCUGCUUCCCAAAUUCUGGCAAUGUCUUCAACAACGCUUUGAAGGGAGAAGAAGAUGAUAAGAUUUCUCUCACUGCAUAUGUUAUUAAUGCACUGAUUGAAGCUGGUCACCCAACCUCGUUUGUGGCAAUUCAAAAGGGUCUUCAGUGCAUAGAGGCUGCAUGUAAGGAGAGAGCUACUACUACCUAUGAACAGGCUCUCCUGGCCUACACUUUCACUUUAGUAGGCCAGAAAGGCAAAAGGGAAUCCUUUAUCAGUAUGCUAAAGGAAAAAGCACGGAAAGUAGGUGGCUCAGUGUACUGGGAACUAGAAAAGCAGCACUCGACAGCAGGAUCCUCCUCCUACUACUACCCUUCAGCGUCCUCUGCAGAGAUCGAGAUGACCUGUUAUGGCCUAUUGGCCAUUCUCUCCAAGCCACAGCUGUCUGCUGAAGAGCUGUCCUAUGCUUCUCAGAUCGUACAGUGGGUAGCAAAGCAGCAAAACUCCUAUGGAGGUUUCUCUUCCACAAAGGAUACCGUUGUGGCUCUCCAAGCUCUGACCCUAUUCCAAAGGCUCACUUUCUCUAAAAAUAAGCAAAAUUCAGUGCUGAUUUUCUCUGACCAAGCAUUCUCCAGGGGCUUCCAAGUGAAUGAUGAGAACCGUUUGCUGUUACAACAAAUCCCAUUGCCGACAACAAACAAGAACUAUACGGUGGAAGUGAGUGGCAACGGUUGUGUAUAUGUACAGCCUGGUCAACGACUUCAUCGAGGACUGCGUGGCGGUGAUUUUCUAUUUCCGUCACAUCACCUACAUUUAUUAGCUGGUGUUCUACAAAGAAAAGCUCCUCUCCAGAACCUGGAGACAUUUAACUGCUCUGCCAAAAGGGCAAGAUAA